AUGGAGGGCCUCGUUCGGUGCCUGAGGGCGUCGGUUAGACCGGAUGAAACGUCCGCGGCGCUCGUCGCGGUGCUCGACGGCCCGGCGUCGCGCGUCGGACCCGAGGGCGUCGAAUCGUUCGUCUCGCUCGUCGCCGCGCACGGGGCGGCGGCGUCGGCGGGCAGGGCGCACGCGCGACGCACGCUCGUCCUGGCGGGCGCCGUCGAGCCCGCGAGGUACCGCGCGGAGUGCCCGAACGUCGUCGUCGUGGACCUUCGCUCCGACCCGCACGGGUGGGUGAGGGACGCGCGCGCGGAGAGCGGCGUCGCGCGCGGCGGCGGCGACGGGAGCGCCGAGGGGGCGUGGAGGAUCGCGAGCCACGACCUGGCGGACGUCGGCGCGCUGGCGGCCGCGCUGGCGCGCGCGUUGGGACCGAUGCCCGAGAAGCGGACGGACGAUGGCGACGGCGAUGGGAACGGCGACGGCGAUGGGAACGGCGACGGCGAUGGGAACGGCGAGGGUGGGGGCGAGGGUGGGGGCGACGAGGACGCCAACGCCGACAACAACGACGUCGACGUCGGGGUCGCGUCCGCGAGCGGCGCGACGAGGCCGAAGGGGCGGAGGUCCGCCCUGCACGGUCGCCAACCCGCCCCAUCCGCGCGAACGUGCGUCGCCGUCGACUGCCUCGCCGAGCUCGUCGCCCACAACGGCGUCGACGAGACGAUGGAGCUGGUGCGAUCCAUCCGCGCGGAUCCGAGGGUGGCGUGCGUCGCGGCGUACCUCGCGGGCGGCGGGAGUGCGGGGUUUAAGAGUGCGGGCUUCGGCGGACACGACCACGGGACCGACUCACCCCUCGCGGCCGCCUCGCUCGCGGUGCGAACGGCGUCGUCCGCGUACGCGGUGGUGUCCGCCGCGCCGACGCUCACGCUGGUGCCCGACCGCGACGGCGAAGGCGGCGACACCCGCGGCGGUCAGUGCGGUCAGCCGGGUCAGCCGGACGCUGUUCUCGUGGCGACGCAUAAUAGACCGACGGGCCGGGGGCGCUCGGAGACGGAUUCGGUGUUUACGGCGAUCGCGCCGGGCGGUGACUCGGUGUUUAGACCGACGUUUGUGCCCGCGUCCGCCGCGGUGAUGGACGCGUUGACGGACGCGAUGGCGACCGCGAAAUUGGUUGACGGUAUCGGCGUUGAAACGGGCGAAGGUAUCGGCGGCGGGGAUAUCGGCGCGGCGAGCUCCUCCUCAGCGGUGUUAGCGGCUGAGGCUGAGGCUGAGGCUGAGGCUGAGGCGGCUCGCAGGCUUCAGGCGUCGGUGCCGUUCAACCUCGGGGUUAACCCGUCGAGGGAGGAGGCGUCGGCGAAGGCUAGCGUCGUGCUGCCGUUUGAGCACCAGGGCGCGGGGAGGGACUACGACGAGGGUAACUUCCUGGCCUACCUCCCGAGGGACGCGGGGGGAGCGCGCAAAGAGGGCGGCGCCGGCAAGGCCCGAGGUCACAUCAUGUACGUGAGGGACUCCGACGACGACGGGGAGGCGCCCGACAGCGACGAGGAGCUCGACGAGGAUAUCGACAUAUGA
Messenger RNA from Micromonas commoda, 1551 nucleotides. RefSeq lists its product with no specific name. NCBI's taxonomy places the organism in Eukaryota, Viridiplantae, Chlorophyta, Mamiellophyceae, Mamiellales, Mamiellaceae. The coding region runs from base 1 to 1551 and encodes 516 amino acids. Gene Ontology annotation, molecular function: tRNA binding. The record is from RefSeq and is a predicted model, not a curated record. Gene Ontology annotation, biological process: tRNA wobble uridine modification. Gene Ontology annotation, cellular component: cytosol; elongator holoenzyme complex; nucleus. The transcript has a single exon.